Bombyx mandarina (wild silkworm) is the source of this 657-nucleotide messenger RNA. RefSeq lists its product as uncharacterized. The record is from RefSeq and is a predicted model, not a curated record. NCBI's taxonomy places the organism in Eukaryota, Metazoa, Arthropoda, Insecta, Lepidoptera, Bombycidae.
AUGAUAAAAGGACAUUCUGAACCGACCCUAAAUGAGCUCAGCUGCUGCACUUGCGAGGGCCACCAUAGCGGUGCUAAGUCGAGUCUGCCGCUGGUCUGCCUGGUUCCUCGCGAUGGAGCAUCUUCGGAAGCCAGGACAAAGCCCCGGCCUGCAUCAGCUGGGCCCACAACUCAAAAUGAUUUCCAGUUGCUCGACGAGGAGUACAUCAGGAAAAACUUUAAGUUGCCACAGAGGGCGUUGUAUUUGGACCCGUAUAGACGCCCCCUUAUAACCUUUCCGAUGACACAAGAAGACUGUAAGCAUUUCAACUUAGCCAGAAAGUAUAAGAUUAACCAACAAAUAUUGGACGGUUACUUGGAUCCCGGAGAAUCAAUAUCUGCGCCGAGCGUUUUCCCAUAUAUGAAAACGAAGGCAGAAAAGCAAAGCGAAGCUGAUGAUGAUGAAGAAAUAAUAUACAUAUUACAGCUUCCUGAUUAUGUAUACAAAUGUCCUUUGCAUAGUCAAACCAUCAGAACGCCACGGUUCAUUUGGCAUUCUUGUAAGAAAUCAAAGAAGGAAAAAGGCGGCGAGUUGAAACGAGGUGGAGGACCGUUGAAUAAACCAAAACCUUGGCUACUCAGCAGACAUACAGACUUUGACUUGUUAUCACAAUGGUGA